AUGUUGCAUCGCCAGCUAUCGCUGCUGGCGGUAUCUCUGGCGGCCGUCGCCCCUUCGACGCUUGCUCAUACGGCCGGAACCUUCGAGGAUGGAGGCCACACGCUUGUCAGCGCUAUGAUGAUGUUCUUGGGCAACGAGGAGAUUGUGUACAUUCUCGACAAGGCAGAGGGCAAUGCCGCACAGAUCAACGGGCACCCCGCGUGGGGCGCAGCCUACAACAUUGGCAAUCGGUCGGCGGUUCCUAUGCAGGUCUACACCAACACGUUCUGCGCGUCCGGCAUGCACCUGCCCAACGGUUCGUACGCAACCUUCGGCGGCAACGGCGCUGUUGGUCCGGGCGGCGACAUAGGCAACGUGCUCGCUCCAGGCGGCUAUUCCGCGACGUACGACACGGUAUACGACGACGCCUCGGGCUCGACGUCUAUUCGUGUCCUGGACCCAUGCUCAUGGUCGGACUUGAACAACACCGAGUGCGCGUGGUACGACAACGCGACGGUGCUGCAUAUGCAGCAGCAGCGGUGGUAUUCGGCAGCGGAGCCGCUCGGAAAUGGAACGGUCGCGAUUAUCGGCGGCUUCGUCGAAGGAGGCUACGUCAACAGGAACUACCCGAACGAGGACCCGGAGUUCGAGGGCGGCGCAGCGAACCCGACAUACGAGUUCUACCCGAGCACGGGUGAGGCGACGGUCAUGAACUUCAUGAUCAAGACAUCCGGUCUCAACUCGUAUGCGCACGCGUACAUGAUGGCGUCUGGCAGGAUGUUCCUGCAGGCGAACAUCUCCACUAUCCUGUGGGAGCCAGAUACGAACACGGAGUACGAUCUGCCCAACAUGCCGGACAAUCUCGCCCGCGUGUACCCUGCGUCCGGCGCUACGGCGAUGAUGCCGCUAACGGUUGCCAACAACUACACACCCUCUGUUCUGUUCUGCGGCGGCACGGACAUGGACGACUACGCGUGGGGGAACUACUCAUGGCCCUUCAUCAACACGUUCUACUAUCCCGCCUCGGCCAGGUGCCACUACAUCACCCCGGAGUCGGACUCGCCGCAGUAUAUUGAGACGGACCCGAUGCCGGAGUCUCGGACGAUGGGACAGUUCAUCCACCUACCCGACGGCAAGAUGCUCGUCGUCAACGGUGGAGAGAACGGCACAGCCGGGUACUCGAAGAUGACUCUGUUGAUUCAAAGCUGGGCAGAUAUGCCGUACGGCGAAUCGCUCGCUUCCGCCCCCGUCGGACGUCCUGCAGUCUACGAUCCGACGGCGGAGGCAGGCUCACGUUGGUCUACUACAGGCUUUGACACGUCCAACAUUCCUCGCCUGUACCACUCGUCUGCCAUCUUGUUGCCCGACGCGUCGGUGUUGAUCGCAGGCUCUAACCCCAAUCUCGACGUUAAUACCUCGACGACCUUCCCCACGACGUACCAGGCCGAAGUGUUUUAUCCCUCGUACUUCUCGGCGACGACACGUCCCACGCCGCAGAACGUGCCCAAGAAUCUGUCUUACGGCGGCGAUCAUUUUGAUGUCCUCGUUCCCCAAUCGUCGUACUCUGGCAGUGCGAACGAUGCAGCUGACAACACGACGGUGUGGCUGAUCCGUCCGGGAUGGACCACCCAUGGCAUGAACAUGGGCCAGCGCUCCAUGGAGCUCAACACCACUUACACGGUCAACAGCAACGGGUCUAUUACGCUGCACGUAGCGCAGCCUGUCCCGAACCCGAACCUUUUCCAGCCGGGUCCGGCUCUUUUGUUUGUUACUAUGUCAGGUAUUCCCAGCAAUGGCACGAUGGUACUCAUCGGCUCCGGCGAGUUCGGCACCCAGCCAACGUACGCUGCAUCCAACUUGCCUUCCAAUGAACGCCUGGACGGCGUGUCUGGGUCUGCAGGCAACAGCAGCAGCGCUUCCAGCAGCUCCAGUUCGAGCUCUGGCUCUGCCUCCGGCAGUAGCGCAACGGGCAGUGCGGCGCAGAAGAGCGGUGCGUCUCACACAGGUGCCAUCGUUGGCGGGAUUAUUGGCGGCGUCGCCCUUGUCGGGAUUCUUGGUGCGGUUUUCGGUGUUUAUUUGGCUCGGCGGAGACGCAGCGUCGCCCAGCAAGCCCCCGGCUCGAUGUACGCUAUGUCUGCGGCCGGAGGCGCGGGCGGCGCUAUGGCCAAUCGCGUUAUGCGCCAUUCUGACUCGAGUGCCUUUGUGCCAUUGCAGCAGGAUAACAGGAGUAACGCAUGGGACACAACAGGCAAUGCGAGCAGCGUCAGCCUGCAGCCGUAUCAAGACGAGCCACGCACUGAAUCCGAUUCAUAUUACCAGAACCCACCGCGCACUAAUGCUGCGGCGGUGCGAUACUAG
Molecule: messenger RNA, 2337 nt
Organism: Laetiporus sulphureus 93-53
Lineage: Eukaryota; Fungi; Basidiomycota; Agaricomycetes; Polyporales; Laetiporaceae
Product: copper radical oxidase
Exons: 3
Coding region: 1-2337 (778 amino acids)
Source: RefSeq, a predicted model, not a curated record